AGCUCUGCUUGUCAUACGAUGGUCACCUAUAAGAAGUGUAGGGAAGCUGGGACUACACACACACAUCACACUGACUGAGCUGUGUGCUGCAGGAGAAGGGAGACUGCCAAUGAAAGGUGCUGCACUCUCACACACAGAUCUAUCUGGUCAUUAUAAAACUUCAGGAUGUUUCUUCCUCUCUGAUAGCCUAAAGCACAAAAAGGAAUGUACCUAUUCUGCAGCCAAAUAGGACAAACAUAACACAGCAACAUGGCAAGUCAAAGGAAGAAAAAGAUCUGAGAUCUGCAGAAUGUUUGGAUUGUCUACAUGCAAGAAAUUAUUCUGCUAAAUUCAUUGCAGGAGUUGGAUGAACUGGGAUUCAGGAGGUCUGGAGUCUGCCUCAUCUGUGAGUAGAACCUGUAAUGGUAUAUGUUAGAACUGCACAAGGUCUUUUACAUUGACUGAUCACCACAGCACACAUUACCGAUGGAUCUGCUGGGCAGAACGAUGGCAUAAAGUUAGCGUUUAACUUCACCAGACUUUAUCAUGUGACCAAGAUGGAGUUUACAACUUUAACGUCUAAUGGCAUCUAUAAUGAUUCCGGGAACAGCAGCCAGCAAGAGUUGAAGACCUGGCCUUAUGCAGCAUGGGAGUGCACACUCAUUAUUAUUGCCGUAGGGUCCAUAAUCGUCUCCACUGUUGUUGGCAACAUCCUGGUGGUUUUGGCCGUAUUCUCCAGCCAGGCUUUGCGGGCUCCGCAGAACUUGUUCCUGGUGUCCUUGGCUUCAGCAGACAUUCUCGUGGGAGCUUUAAUUAUUCCAUUUACGUUAGCCAGGGAGGUCAUGGGCUACUGGCACUUUGGAAAUAUAUGGUGCAGCACGUACCUGGCUUUAGACAUCCUACUCUGCACCUCUUCGAUAGUUCACUUGUGUGCCAUCAGUAUCGAUCGGUACUGGUCUGUUACCAAAGCAGUCAGUUACAACCUGCGGCGGACACCUAAGCGGAUCAAGACCAUGAUUGCAAUCAUCUGGGUGGUGUCUGCAACCAUUUCAUUUCCACCGCUUCUUAAAAUGGACUCUCAUAAAAAGAACAAGUGUGACCUGAACGAUGACACCUGGUAUGUUUUGUUUUCAUCUACUGUAUCCUUCUUUCUUCCAUGCAUCAUUAUGAUAUUUCUGUACUGCCGUAUUUACCGAGUGGCAAAACAUCGCGCAUCAACAGUGUCCAAUCUCAGGAAUGGGCUUCAUAACUGCGCCAAUGUCCCACCAGGUGCAUGCUGCCACCAGGACUGCUUAGAGCAUCAUAACCCAGAAGUCAACCAUGACAACGAUGAAAUGGACUUAGAGGACAGCACUUCAUCUAUUCACAAAUUACCGGAGUCAGCUCACCACAACAUAGGCGAUGGGAUCAAUAAUACCAAAACUAAAAGGCUUUCGUGGACUGUAAACCGGGGACAGCAACGAAGAGACCGGUCAGUCUCCAUCUCUCAGGCACGCUUGACGCAGCUGAGAGAGAAGAGGUUGACAUUUGUAUUAGCGGUGGUGAUUGGUGGAUUUGUAAUCUGCUGGUUCCCAUUCUUUUUCACCUACAGCCUGGAGUCUGUAUGUCGGGGCAAAUGUGGCAUUUCUGACGCACUUUUUAACUUUUUCUUCUGGAUUGGAUAUUGCAACAGCAGCCUAAAUCCUGUCAUAUAUACUGUCUUUAACCGGGAUUUCCGGAAAGCAUUCCGUAAACUGCUCAUGCGUCGUUCAAAAAGGAGCAUGUGAGAAAAAAAGUGAUGUACACAGUGGAGAAUAGGAACUGUUAGCAGAUUUAAGAACUUAACUUUUGCAAGUUCCAACAAAUGUUUUUGUAUCUUGUCUAGGCAACCUUUAUGUAUUAGACAUUAGUCUUCUAAACCUUUUAUCAUACAUUACCUGAAUAAGGCUUUUCUAUGCUUAUGGAACUCAUCGGGCUUCAGGAGAGGACUUUGUAGUAUUUUUUGACACAUAGUGUCACUGUCCUCUUCACAAAUGAAUGUCUACAUUUCACAAAAAAUAUCCUCCAGCUGAGCAUGUGUGGUCUAUCUAUACAAUAUAGGAAGGUUUGUCCGGAGGU
Nanorana parkeri is the source of this 2076-nucleotide messenger RNA. Its product is annotated as alpha-2Db adrenergic receptor-like. The transcript has a single exon. NCBI's taxonomy places the organism in Eukaryota, Metazoa, Chordata, Amphibia, Anura, Dicroglossidae. Gene Ontology annotation, biological process: adenylate cyclase-activating adrenergic receptor signaling pathway. The record is from RefSeq and is a predicted model, not a curated record. Gene Ontology annotation, molecular function: adrenergic receptor activity. Gene Ontology annotation, cellular component: membrane. The coding region runs from base 537 to 1745 and encodes 402 amino acids.